AUGGAUGAUCAAGCGUCGCAAAUKCCAAAGGCGCCGACAUACAAUGAGCUUGUUGCUCUCGUUGAAGAAUUACGGAAACGAGUCACUGRAGCGACUGUGACGAGUGACGUGAACGCUAAGAUUAUCGAUAUGAGUGUAUCUGAUGACAGAUCAUUAUCGGAAACGAGCUCGCGUCGACCCGCUUUAGACUUUCGUGUGUUACCGGACCUAGAUAAAACCGUCGGUGUGUUUAGUGGUCGGGAAACGACUCAUGUUGCAGCYGAUUGGCUGACAUYGGUYGAGGGCGUCGCGAACCUGAAUUGUUGGCCUUUUGCGUAUCGGCUCCAGUUCGUGCGCGCGAACGUUCAAGGUGCGGCAAAAGAUUGGUUUGUAGGUCGUACGUUCGGAGACUGGCAAGAUUUCAAAACACAAUUCCAUGCGACGUUCAUUCGUGCCGUGCGCAUGUYGGAUAGGUGGGAAGCCUURCGCAGACGGUACCAAGCGAAGGACGAGCAUUUGAUGGAUUAUUUCCAGUCGAAAGUAAGACUUUGUCGAKAUCYCUCGUUGCCGUACGAUGAAGUGCGCGAUCAUGUUAUUCAAGGAUUAUAUUCCCGUGACCUGGCGAUGUAUGCACUAGGCAAGGUGCAUAUGGACGAAAAUGACCUUUUGGCAGACAUUCUGGACUGGGAGAGGAYGGAUUCACUGCRAAGAUCCAGUGCAAAGGCGGAACGCCCGACUAAGGCGAAAGACACGAUCAAGUAUAAUACAGGCCCGCGGAACCAGUCCUCGAGCGAUACYCAAAGUGAUAMGAAGACAUGGAGGCGUGCAGUACCUAUCGAACAGAAAACGAAUUUUGAGACUUCCGGACAGCAAGAUAAAACGAGUGAUUACAUCGAACGUGGCAGCUGUUUCAACUGCCACAAGGUUGGUCAUCUUUCYCGYGAUUGCCCUACGAGGCGUAAACCAAUGACGUGUUACAACUGUGGUGUCGUUGGGCAUAUGAGAAACAACUGCCCGAACUUACAACAAGCUAACGCUGUCGUUGAACAAAAMAGUGUCGAAGGGCACCACCCGUAUCAAAAGAUUGGAGUCGUGAACGGGCACGAAUUCAUUGUACUGUUGGAUACCGGGAGUCAUUUUACGUUGCUUAAAUCGACAGUCGCAAUCAAAUGUGGACUGAACGUUCAUCCGUCGGCAAAACCGCUAUACGGUGUAGGAAGUACCGUGGUACCAGCWCUCGAGACUGUCGGUGAAGCACUAACCGAGAUCGUCGUUGAUGGUGUCAACGCCGGAUCUGUAGUGGCUCUGGUUGUGCCGGAUGACGUACAAAGGCCGGACAUUAUCGUGGGAAGGAAUUGGUUGGACUCGCCCGCRGUAGCAUACCAUAAGGCUGGAGGACAGCUGGUACUCACAGAGGCGAAUGUCGUGAACAAACUGUCGGACACUACAGUCAUGACGCUUGACAGUGAGUUUGACUGUCUGCAUGUGGUCAGUGCAGAGACCGAAGUUGUGCGUGCGACACUAAGUCUGGACGAGUUCAAAUAUGUGGAUGAAGACGYAAAGGCCGAUGAAAGGGCGAAGYUGCAAGAGUUAGUGGACGAAUAUCGGGAUUGUUUUGCUGCUGGGUUGGAAGAACUCGGGUGUACUUCGUUGGUCAAGAUGGAUAUUGUAGAAGUGCCUGGGAGCAAGCCAGUAGUAUGCAGACCGUACAAGACGACCGCAACCGAUAGGGCUGAGAUAGACAAGAUCGUUAGUGACUGGAAGCGGUGUGGGUUAGUGACAAAGACGAGGUCUCCCUACUCCAGUCCCGUAAUUCUUGUGAACAAGGUACCGGAAAACAUAGACUUUGCGUUGAUUACAGGCGCUUAA
Molecule: messenger RNA, 1848 nt
Organism: Diuraphis noxia (Russian wheat aphid)
Lineage: Eukaryota; Metazoa; Arthropoda; Insecta; Hemiptera; Aphididae
Source: RefSeq, a predicted model, not a curated record